This is a messenger RNA of Aspergillus wentii DTO 134E9, 576 nucleotides long. RefSeq names its product glyoxalase family protein. NCBI's taxonomy places the organism in Eukaryota, Fungi, Ascomycota, Eurotiomycetes, Eurotiales, Aspergillaceae. Bases 15 to 488 code for a protein of 157 amino acids. The record is from RefSeq and is a predicted model, not a curated record. The transcript has a single exon.
GUCAUAUUGCAAACAUGUGCGAACAGACCACAACAGCAGUUGAGCUAUUAUCCAACCUAGCCGACAUCAUCAAGAACAUCGCAGUCAACCUGGACAGCAACAGACUGGACAGGUACAGGAUCAGAAAUACCCUCAAAGAGUAUGCUCGUCGAGCCGAGUCUGACGGGCGACUCAUCAAUGCCUCGAGACAAAAUUCACAAUGUGCCGAACACGGCCUGUUCCUAGCCUUCAUACACAUGGAGUUUAUAGACUCGCUGGUGAAAUAUAACUUCACCAUCCCCGCAUCAUCGGUCAAAUGGUACAACUGCAAGUCGCUGUUUAAAAAGUAUCGGUUAUCGUUGUUUGGCAUCUCGUCGCAGACAAACGACUUGGAGAAUCAGUUGAAGCAUCUUCAGGAAAACGCGGAGUUGCUUUAUGCGGAUUUUGAAGAGAAUAAUGUAAUGCUGAUACUAAUGUUGCAGUCGGAUGUGAGAUCUGCAAAGUUAUGACUGGGCUAAAUGAGAGAAAACUCCCUAGAUUCGGAUUCCACCGACUCCAAUUACAUAUCGCAAGGUCCCGGCUUGUGCUCCUAUGGCU